Messenger RNA from Leishmania mexicana MHOM/GT/2001/U1103, 1698 nucleotides. Its product is annotated as cytosolic leucyl aminopeptidase. The transcript has a single exon. Bases 1 to 1698 code for a protein of 565 amino acids. Gene Ontology annotation, cellular component: cytoplasm. The record is from RefSeq and is a predicted model, not a curated record. NCBI's taxonomy places the organism in Eukaryota, Euglenozoa, Kinetoplastea, Trypanosomatida, Trypanosomatidae. Gene Ontology annotation, biological process: proteolysis. Gene Ontology annotation, molecular function: metalloaminopeptidase activity; manganese ion binding.
AUGCUUCGUCGCGUGCUGUCUCGCGGCCCACUCCCACGGUCGCUGUCGGUGGGCCCCGCGACGAAGCUGACGGCGAACAGAGGCAAGCUCGCCAAGAGUCGUGGCGUUCAUGUGCACUUUCUCACCACCUCCGAGUGUGCAGCGGCGGCCGGUGAUGCUAGCGUCCCUAUUCCGCCAGGCUUUACCGGCAAGGCAGGGGAGGUCGACUUCCAGACCGUCUGGACGACCGCGCAGGAUCCGGCCGCAGCGGAGAGCGCUGUGACGAAGCGUGGCCGAAAGACAACCGGGGCCAGGCUCGCUGGGGAAAAGCCUGCCGAGCUCGUGGCGGGGAUGGGCGCCCACUCCACGGUGCGGGAUUACCGCCUCGCGGUCACGGCCGCCGUGCGCAAAGCCAAGGUGUGCAACGCCGCGUGGGUGUCGCUGCACCCGCCGAAGCAAGAUGUCUUUACGAUGACGGACCCGUACCACCCGCCGCAGCGGCUGAAGGGCCACGAGAUGGUGGAGAAAACCGCGAUCUUUGCGGUGACGGGGGCGUACCAGUACGACCGCCUGAAAUCGAGCACCCUCGCCUCCAAGGAUCCUGCAAAGACGAGCAGCACCCGCGCGAGGCGGGCGGAAUCGCGGGCCAAGCAGCCCGCCGCUCCACAGCCGCCAAUGGAGCUUGUCGUGGCGUCGAGCAAUGCGCAGGCGGUGCGCGCGGGUGAGGUGAUCGGGCACUGCGUCAACGACGCCCGGAACCUCGGCAACCUGCGCGAGGACGAAGGUGUGCCGGAGUUCUAUGUGGAGUGGGCGAAGAAAUACAUGAUACCAGAGGGCAUCAAAGUGCGCAAGGUGCUGCGCGGACAGCAGCUCGAGGAGGCGGGCUUGCACCUCAUGUACAACGUCGGCCGCGGCUCUCGCUAUGAGCCGUACUUGAUGGUGCUUGAGUACAUCGGCAAUCCCCGCUCGAGCGCGACGACGGCCAUCGUGGGCAAGGGCGUGACCUUCGACUGCGGCGGCCUGAACAUCAAGCCCUAUAACUCGAUGGAGACGAUGCACAGCGACAUGAUGGGGGCGGCCACCGCCUUCUGCACUCUCAAGGCGAUCGCGAAACUGCAGUUGCCCAUCAACGUUGUGGCUGCGGUCGGACUCGUGGAGAACGCCAUCGGCCCCGAAAGCUACCACCCCUCCUCCAUCAUUACUAGCCUCAAGGGGCUCACGGUGGAGGUGCUCAACACCGACGCUGAGGGUCGCCUGGUACUCGCAGAUGUGUUCACGUACGUGCAGAGGUACGCACCGCUCGAUAAGAAGCCUACCCGCAUCAUCGACCUUGCGACUCUCACGGGUGCCAUUGUUGUCGGUCUCGGCUCGCGCCGCGCCGGGCUGUUUUCGCCAUCUGCGACGCUGGCGAGUUCGCUGAUGGCUGCCGGCACGCAGUGCGGGGAGGAGCUGUGGCCGAUGCCGAUCGGUGACGAGCACAAGGACAUGAUGAAGGGGGGCAUUGCCGACUUGAUCAACGCUGCUCCCGGUCGGCAGGCCGGCUCUUGCACCGCCGCCGCGUUCAUCUCCAACUUUGUAGAGCCGGAGGUGCAGUGGGCGCACCUCGACAUCGCCGGCGUGGCAGAUGUCGGAGAUAAGCCCAAAGGCUACGAUCCGGCUGGGGUGACGGGCUUCGGCGUGCAGCUUCUGGUCGACUUCCUGCGCCACAAUAAGCCUUAA